AUGUUAGAAUACACGUCCUUGUUGGUCUACACUCUGUUCUACAUGAUCGUUUCGGUUGGUUUCGUGCUCAGAACUACCGAGUUUGUGUCCAAUGGUCUUACCGUCGAGAGUCUGUUUCACUCGGUGAUCGACAAAGAAUACAACAAUUUCAUAAUGCAUCACAUCAAGCGAACAUCAUUAAGUAUCGUUGUACAUUCGAGCCUGCCAUUCGUUUAUUUACUAGGCACACUGCUAGUCAAUGACAAUGAAAAAGCAUUUGUGAGUGUCUACUUUAAUGAGUUGAUUCUUUUGUCAAUGUUGCCCAUCGCUUGUAGUCUUGAAAUAGUAGUGGUUAAAUGGAAACCCAAUAAUUGGGCCAAACAUCCAUUAUCAAUUAUUUUGAGUCGGUACAGUUCUGUUGAUUGGACACUUAUAGCUCAGAACAUUUCAACCGAGUAUCAAUGUCUUCAAAAAUUGACGUUGGCCUAUGGUACAAUAAAUAGAACAGUCAAAUCGGAAAGUUCUUUCUUAGUGUACAGUUCAGAUAACCAUGAUUCUACACCUGAUGGCACUCCAGGUAGUGUACAGUUCAUCAACAUUCAAGUGAUACCAAUUCGUUCUCAAAUCAAAUGGUUUAUUGUUAGGUCUGAAGACUUUAAGACACUAGAAGAACAUAUUGGCCAUCCUAUACAGAUUGCAGAUAAUGUCAAGUUACAGCGCUCAAGAACUGAACGAUUCAUUGAAGUAUUUCGUGAUCAAGUUUCCCAAAAUCCAGUAUAUAAUGGUUAUAGUUCAGCAGAAUUAGAAGACGAUGUAUGUGCUGGUUUCUUGGUGAAUCCUCCGGAUGUUAAACUUACUAAAUGUUGUGAAAAUAGCAAUGACAUAGUAAAUUGUACUUCGUGUCAAUGCAGACCUAUGUGGCGUGUUUAUUGCAUGGAUAAGUGGUAUGAAUCAAGGCAACCUCAAAACGACACAACCAUAUGGCUAUCAUCAAAAUGUACCUGUCCACUUUGUCGUCAAUUGUUCUGUAUCCUUGAUGUCUGUCCAUUGGAAAAUUCUGAUUUAGCUAAGACUAAUUAA
This is a messenger RNA of Macrosiphum euphorbiae (potato aphid), 1059 nucleotides long. The record is from the annotation of a GenBank genome assembly. Lineage: Eukaryota; Metazoa; Arthropoda; Insecta; Hemiptera; Aphididae.